Messenger RNA from Paramuricea clavata, 5567 nucleotides. The record is from the annotation of a GenBank genome assembly. Lineage: Eukaryota; Metazoa; Cnidaria; Anthozoa; Malacalcyonacea; Plexauridae.
AUGUACCCCACAGAAUCUUACGAAGAUGCCUUAUUAUUAUCAGGUCUAACUUCCCUAUUCCUACGGCGCCAACAGAUUACUAACAAAGUCUUCCUAAAUAUUAUGAACGAUGAUGCACACAAAUUAUACGAACUACUGCCUGCUAAAAACAAUACCUCGCUUAAUUUACGGAAAAAGUCGAAAUUCAAUAACCCAAGAGUAAAAACGAACCGUUAUAGAAAUAGUUUUAUCAUCAGUAAUUCAAUUAAGGCAUAAUUAACAAUAGUAUUAGGCAAUCUAAGUAUAAACACGAUCAGUUCAAGAACUGUUUUAAACAAUGAACCAUUUCAGAAAUAGUUUUUACCGUAACCUAAUUUAGGCAUAAUUAGCAUCUAGGUCUUGUAUUUUCUAACUUGUACAUAUAUAAUGCAUAGUGGAAUUCUCCAACAUGUUUUAAGAUCCUCUCUUUUAUCAAUUCUUGUAAAUUUUACUUAAUUUAGCUUAUGGCUGCAAUGUAAAUUUCAAUAAACUAUCUAUCUAUCUAUCUUAAUCACAAACAGCAGUGCAAAAAUCUGUAACAAUGGUGAAAACAUUUGUAACAAACUAAUCGGAUUGGUGGAAAAACAUUGUGAUGAUAAAAUCAACCAAUCAUGAUCAGUUUAAAGCAGUUUAGUUUAAAGAAGUAACGGUCACAGAUUGCUUCAAAACAAAACAAACAUGGGGCCGCGGCAAAUUAUUUUUCCGUAGACAGUCGGACUUCUCAUUGAUAGUCAGACGCAUCAUUGAUCCGCGCCCUUAAACAAAACAUCAGCGAAUACUCUUCUUAUUAUAUGCGCUUCCCAGUGUGUCUUGCGCACGCAGUUGGUGAUUUCAAAAUAUUGUAUUGCUUGGUUGAGAUGCUAUCUUGUGUGGUAAUGACAUCUGACAUAUUUUAUUAAGUUAAAUUCGCCAUUCCCACUUGCUUUUGUUUGCUUUUGUAACUUACUGUUUUUUGCAAAUCUUUUCGGAGCGAUUGCAGAAUACCCGCGGUCCACUUUUAAGCUAUGCCUUUCAAACAUCAUGGAUACGAUGUAUUAAUACAUCUAUAUUUCAAUUCAACUGAAAUAGAUUAAUAAAUAGAUUGAUAGAUUAACAUCCAAUGGUGGUAAAGGUAGCAACGAGGUAUGCGGAUUUAACAGAUUAAAUUGUCAUAGUGUUAAAUGUAGCUCUAAUUCUAGUGGAUACGCGGAUACGCAGUCAAGUAGUUAUUUCGAGAACGAAGCAUACAGUUAGAUAGCAUUAGAUCAAAUUCUCAUGCUACAGGUAGCUAGCUCUAGCUAGCUCGUGCAUGUUAUAUCCAAAUUGCACUCGAAACCAUGCUAUUACCUAUACUAAACGAACAAAUUGUAAAGGGUUUAUUAUUAUUAUAUUAUUGUAUUUGCUGGUCAAAUUCUGUCCCAACAAUAUUUAGGAGUUUUCUGUUCUCGCCUGCAGUGCAAAUACUAAAGACACAGAUUACAUUAUAGCCUUUAGGAUUUGGGAUAAGUGCAUUUCGAAAUGACGUCAUGACAGAUUAAGGAGUCAUCAGUUACUAAUUUUCUUUUCUAUGAUUUUAGGGACCUCCUGGACAAAACCUUGUGGUAAGUUGUACAUUUGAUCAUGCCUAUAAACUAUAUGAUCGGUAUGGCAGCCAUACAGUGAGGGAGUCUCUCCUCUUUUCAGUUCCGCUAGACCAGGGCAUAGCAAACACAAUGCAUCCUUACAUGAAGUAUAAUAGAUGGAUUUUGUUUUAAGCUAAAUAAGACGCCUGCUUAGGCGCUCACAAUGGCCUUCGCGGUUAGUAAAAUAACUCCAAUCCCAGUUCUAAUCCAUGUCGUAAUCACCUGAACAUGUUUUAGCCAAAUUGCGAAAUCCUUUGCCCACGAUGCCGCAAUGGAAAGCCACAUUUGCGACAACCAAAAAAAAAACGAAAAACGAAAAUACCAAGGCAAUUCUAUGACAUUGGCUGCGGCCAGUGUAAUUAUAUAAGUUGGCUCAAGAUGGAUUAUGUUGAAAUAACGAUUGAGAAUAUGCGAGGGGUUGCUGCUACAUGCAUGUAUUUCUAGUUUAGUUUUCUAUUAACUGAGUGUUUCAUGUUUAAUUUGGUUAUGAGGUUGGAUUAGUGUCUAGUUUGACAUCUUUUGCAAUAGUUUAUAAUGUAACAUUUCUUAUUUUAUAUCAGAUCUUCAGUGACGCAAGACAGGGACAAAGAUAUUACAGAGGAAGCGACCCAAAGGUACAUAUAGUACAGUGAUAUUUGAAGUUCAUUCGAUCACGGCAACGUAGCUUUGGAACUGGUAUUAAAGGCAACCUUAGAUCAAGCCUUUAUCUUCAUAUCAAGUUUUAAACGAAUACAUUGGUGUAAUCGUUAUAUAUGAUUUCAUUUUCUUAGGAUGAAAAUAAGGAAGAUGAAAUUCCAAAUGACCUGGUUGGUUACGUACACGAUCGAUACGCGAAGAAAUUGAAACCACCUGGCACACAACUCUUCCCUGCCAGAAAUUGUGGCGACUUAUUCUACCACCACCCUGAAUUAAACAGCGGUAAGUGUCGAUGCAACGGAUAUCGUUAUGUUUUUAACAGUAUUUGCGUCUUCGAUUCUCUUUAUUGUUUAAUUUAAAUGUAGGUGAAAUGUGUAAGCGUAGUGUCAAACUUUAUAUUUCAGAUUAUUAAUUGAAUGUACAGGCAGCAAUAUUUAGUUUUAUUAGCACUAAAUUAUACAGAAGGCAACCAAACCACCCUGGUUACCCGCCCUUUUACUCUUGGGGAAAUUCAUGAUACACCAUUCACCUACCCGAGAGCAAGGUUGGAUUCGUAGCUUGCGGUACAGGGAUGGAUCCAAAUCUAAUAGCUAUAGAGGUGCUUUGGUCGUGAUUCAGAGUGCAACCAUCGAGUAUUCAUGAUCAUGUUACUAUCUCAUUUUGUCUCGGUACAUUUUUGUUUUGUAAUAUUGUACUUCAGAUUUCAAAAUGAAAUUGGGUAUCCCCACCCCCUUCCCCACAAUUGUACCACACUGCUUCCUUUUCAGCAUCCUUGCUAAGAGUAGGAGAGGUGCAGGUCCUGCUUCAUCCUCAAGUAAAUCCAUUCCUGACGCAAUAUGUCGUUAUCUGCUUGUAAGUUCACUUAAGUCAUAUAUGACAUGAGUGAGCCCUUCCAACAGCUGAAUGCAAGAUCUCGUUUUAUUGCAUUCUUAUUCAUUGUUGAAUAAUUGCUCAUUUAUGUUAUCUUCUUAACUAGGUUACUACUGGAUUGAACCUUUCAUUUUGAGCAGUAAGAACGCCUUCUUAGCCAAAUGUGAUUUCAAGGAGAAACACACAUGUGUCUAUCCAAUUGAAAACAGACCGGUAAGGUUUCACCGAAUGUGUCCGUUCAUACGAGGAUAUCCUCAGUAAAGUUAAUUUAACUUGUAUCAGGGUUCGUACGCCCACCUGAAAAUCCUGCAAAACCCUGCAUUUUUAUUGCAAGCGUAGAAACUCUUUGAAAUUCCAGGAAUUUUAAGGUGUGGUAUGAAAAAAACUAAACUUGGGUUAGGUUACUUAAAAUAUUGAAUGCUCUGUUUUAAGUACGAUUGAUUACAAGACUUUCUCGCUCACAGCAUAUGGAUCUUGUCCGAUAGUGAUAUCGCCAGAUAGUGAUAUUUAUAGUAAAAAAACCUUUUCGUAUCACGUCAACACUCCUAUGACUGCCCUACCAUGCUUGAUAAUAACUCUAAUCAUUAUCGACAGUAACUCUAAACAUCAAUCCUCCACUUAACGAUUAUGUGGAAAUUUGGGACUGAAGCACCGGUCAAUCGAGGAUGAUAUUUGAUGAGAGCUAGCAGUCGCGCAUUGUUACUGGGGCAUUUGAGGCUCUACAUUAAGAAAAUACAUGUUUGACGAGUGUUCCAAACGUGUUUUAACUUAAAUAGAAGAAUACAUGAUAGUGAUGGGGAAGCAUUAUGAACAGCUAACCAAGAUCGCGUGACAACUCUCAUUUUCGUUUUAUCCGGGCUUUAACUUCUUUUAAUUUAAUAUAACAUUUGGUGUUAAUUUAACUGCUGGUUUUAAUGAUAAGUAUUAUAGCGAGCUGGUCUGAUUUCUGCACCCAGAUAACUUAUUGUUUGACUAUAUUCUCUUUUAGUUCACACAUGUGUUCAACUACAUACAACUUAUGAAGCUGACAUUGUUAAGCAGACACGUAGAACAGACCAUCACAUAUCAUUGCAAGAACUCACAAGCAUGGAAUGAACAAACGAAGAAGUCCGUAGAAUUAAUUGGAUAUGACGCAGAAACGAUUAACAUGGCAAGCCCAAUUUUCUAUAGACCUAAAGUAGUAGAAAAUGGAUGCAAUGUAAGUAUGCUGUUAAGAUAACUAGUCUCGUACCACUUUCUCAAAUGUGUUAAUCGGCCUAUGACCACGCUAGCAAUUUAGUAGACUUUUCGUCAUUUUUUUCAGUCGACACCUCCCAUUUUCUACGCCGUUCGGGUUUCUUUUGAGAGACGAAUAUAAUGAAUUCAGAAAUUUUUAGUUACCUUGUACUUGAGAAAGGGGCGGUGAGCAUAAAUUCCAAUAAAUAUUCGCAUUCUAUUGUUUGAUGCCUAAUAGUGUCACAUUGCAUACAGACGAAGUAGGUAUUUCCCAUUAGGUGUUGUAAAGCAUUUAUUAUUACUUGCGUAUAAAAUAGCGUUCGAGUUUAUUAUAUGACUUCUCAAACGGGCUUGUUUCAAAGAGAAAUUCAACGCGACUUUGCCGUGGUAUCUAGACUACACACGGUGGUGAUUUCCUUUUUGUUUUAAAUUAUUAAUGCCUUUCAGAAAAAGAGCAGCUAAAAUCCGAUAUAGGUAAAAUUCACGGGAAAACAGAGCGGCUUAUAGUACGUAGCAACUGUAACCACGCAAUGUCCGAGAUAUCAAUCAGGGAAUAUACCAUCUACCUCUGUAACGAGGCUUAAUUUCUGGGUGCCUGGUCAUACGGUAAGGCCCCCUCGGUCGCAUUUGAGAAUUGAGUCGGUUUGCAAAAAGUAGCAGAGAAAAUUUUAGGAGCAGUUGUGUUAACGUUUGCGAGCAGUGCGGCCCUCUGGCAGGAAUAGACCCGCGGUCCUGCGAUUCCGGGUGUAGCGCUCUAACCAACAGAACUACAGAGAGACAGUUGUCGAGCUCUAACUACAACAUGAAUUUGUGGUUAGAGCUCGACAACUGUAGCUCAGUUGGUUCGAUUCCUGCUAUAGAGCCGAUAGUUGCAGUUUCCCCAACUACUCCUGGUCAGGUCUAAUAAAUGUAUAAAAAAAUCGAAAUUUCCAUCUACAUUUCCCUUCAACAACUAGAGAAAAUGUUAUCUUCAAUUGUUCGUUCGUAACGAAGGAAAUGCGAGGAUUACAAUCAUCGAUACAUUUACAUAAGUUCUCAUAUUCCAUCAUUGUUUUACUACAUGUAUAAUUUUAUUUCUUCCAGAAUAUGGAUGGCGAGUGGCAUCAAACUAAACUAACAAUCACAACGAAACAAAGACUGCGACUUCCUAUCACGGCUGCUAUUCCAAUUAACAAGGAAACCGGGGAAUACUAUAUUGAAGAGGGCCCGAUAUGCUUUCAUCACUAA